This is a messenger RNA of Salvia hispanica, 1325 nucleotides long. The record is from RefSeq and is a predicted model, not a curated record. NCBI's taxonomy places the organism in Eukaryota, Viridiplantae, Streptophyta, Magnoliopsida, Lamiales, Lamiaceae.
AUGCGUUUAGGAAAUAUAAAAAUGGUUGAAUCGGGUAAAGCUAGAGCCUCAAAGAGAGGUAGAAAGGGGCGUAGUGGUGAAAUCAUGGAAGGUGAGAUCUGGAAAGAUUUUCCAGAGGAUCUGUUUGAAGCAGUAAUAGCAAGAGUUUCGAUAGCAACGUUUUUCCGGUUCCGUUCAGUUUGUCGGAAGUGGAAUUCAUUGCUUACUUCUCAAACCUUCUCCCAGCUAUGUGGCCAAGUAAAGCAUGCUAAGCCUUGGUUCUACGCCAUCACCAAGCGCAAGGGCGUGUUUAUGGGAACCGGAUCAAUGUACGAUCCUUCAUCGAACAAGUGGUACCAUCCAACUAUGCCUGCUUUGCCAUCCAAAGUGAUCAAGUCACCAGUGGCAUCAGCUGGAGGUCUCAUCUGCUUCGUUGACUUCAGCUACAGAAGCUUCUACGUGUGUAACCCUCUGACAAGGUCAUUCAAGGAGUUGCCAGCCAGGCCAGGGCCGGUGUGGCUGCGUGCAGUUGUAGGGAUGACACAGAUGCAGAAUGGUGGGUAUAAGAUCCUUUGUGUUGGUAUUCAUGGGGACUACCAAGUGUACGACUCUGCAAAUAACUCUUGGAUUAGUCCAGGAAGCAUGCCCCCGAGUAUCAAGCUUCCACUAGCGCUCACGGUGUUCACGUGUAGGGAGGUUGCAACUGAGGGGAGGCUGUAUUUCAUGUGGUCAGAUCCGCACGGGAUCCUGUCUUAUGAGGUGAACACCGGGAUGUGGAGGCAGUACGUAGUCCCUGCCCCUCCUCAUAUGUGUUGGAGUGGUCACACAGUGGCAGAGAGCGGGGGCAGGAUCAUGCUGGUGGGGCUGCGGAAGGAGGAUGCAGCGUCAUGCGUAUGCAUAUGGGAGUUGGAGAUGACGACUCUGCAGUGGAAAGAGGUUGACAGAAUGCCAAACGAAUGGUGCUUGGAGUUUCGUGGAAAGAAGUGCGUUACAAUGCAUUGUCUGGGUAACGAAGCCUUGCUUAUGCUGUCCCUCAGAUCUAGCUACAUGAAUCGACUUUUUACGUACGAUCUAUCCACCCGGGAAUGGCUCAAGCUCCCUGGCUCUGUGCUGCCGAAUACCUGCACCGGGAGGCGGAAGACUCUAUGGGUUGCCUAUGGCAUUGCUUUUCACCCUUGUUUGACUGCAAUCCCAUAGUUUAGAUUUCUAACUCUACACUUCUAUUGGGAUGAAGAGCCAUUGUUUUUUUCUUGUUUGUUCUUGGUGAUUAGAUGAAGAAAAUUGUGAUGCAUCAAACAAACCAUGUAUAGGCUUAUUAUAUAGUGGGGUAGAGGACACAAUAGAUG